This is a messenger RNA of Didymodactylos carnosus, 840 nucleotides long. NCBI's taxonomy places the organism in Eukaryota, Metazoa, Rotifera, Eurotatoria, Philodinida, Philodinidae. The record is from the annotation of a GenBank genome assembly.
CCUUAAAACAUGAAUUUUGAACUUUGUCAGUGACUCCAUUAGAAAGAGCACACUCGAAAACCUACAAAAACAUAUCUGAGAGAUCUUUCCAGCGCUUUAAAAUCCAAUGUCUACAUGCCUAGGCAGAAUUGCCCACUGUGCGUUAACUGUCUAUCACCAUGCCAUUUUAGAGCAGUCAACAGAUUAAGAAAAAACUAGCAUUUAAUACGUUGGUUUAAACGAUAUUUAUUUAAAGAUGAAGAAUUCCUAAUGACAGAAUCAGUAAUCCUUCUCGUUCUUUUCUUUUUAGUAUUCAUCACAAGUAGCAGCUUUAGACCUUGAUUAUAAGCCUGAUGUUAAAUCAAUUAUUGAAUUAAAACCAAAACUAUUAUAUUUAUUUGGUGCUAAUGAAGGUCUUAUUAAACGUCAGGAUUUGCCGAAUGAUUGUUACAUAAUUUAUCAAGGUAUUAACUACUGAAUACUUAACUUCAUGUAUAAUAUGUGUAAUCGUUUGUUUGCAUUAUUUUUUUAAGUCAUCAUGGUGAUCGUGGUGCAUUAAUGGCAGAUGCAAUUCUACCUGGAGCCGCUUACACAGAAAAACAGGGCAUAUAUGCCAACACCGAAGGUCGUGCACAACAAACACAUCUUGCUGUAACACUACCAGGCAAAGCAAGAGAAGAUUGGAAAAUUAUUCAAGCUUUAGCUGAAAAUCAUAAAAUAUCGUUUACUGAUUCAGCACUAACACCUCCAAUUACCGAAUUAAAAGGCUUUUAUAUGACGGAUCCCAUAAGUCGUGCAUCAUUAACAAUGGCUAAAUGUGUUAAAGCAGUUGAAGAACAACUGAAAUCUCGGCACACAUAA